Anisakis simplex (herring worm) is the source of this 282-nucleotide messenger RNA. NCBI's taxonomy places the organism in Eukaryota, Metazoa, Nematoda, Chromadorea, Rhabditida, Anisakidae. The record is from the annotation of a GenBank genome assembly.
AUGUUUGGAGGUUAUUUGUGCAUCGCGAUCGUUUACGCAGCAAUUGAUCUGUCUGCGGCCAAUUGUGGUUGUAGUCCGUGUUCAUGCCGGCCAAUGCCCAUAUGUCCACCACCGAUCAUUUGCCCACCUCCCAUUUGCCCACCACCCAUCAUUUGCCCACCACCCCCACCACCCGUGUUCUGCCCACCUCCACCACCUCCGGUCUUGUGCCCACCGCCACCGCCACCACCACCACCACCACCACCACCACCACCUCCAAUGUGUCCUUGCAGAGUCAGUUAG